GCGCGGUGGACGUGGUGUUGUGUGUGUGCGGGCCUGUGUCCCACCCUCCCCUAUCCCCUCCGAAAUAGCUCCAUCCGCCGCGGCCAGUGUCCUUAUUUAUUUAUUACUCUCGGGCACCGAUGCCAGCCACCAUGGCGAUUCGCGUCGAUCUCGGCAGGAUUCCGAUGUCGAGGACCCUGCUGCGUGUGGGUGCUCCUCGCUCGCCGCGUUCCGUCAAACGCUGCCUCUUCGACGCGGUCGACCACGGCGACGUGAGACGCCAACUCGCCAAGGAGAGCGACGCACGGUUGGAUCGCUUCCGCCGCCAGUACAACUUCGAUCUGCGCACCGAGACGCCGCUGCCCGGACGUUACGACUGGAAUGAUUCACCGGUGUCGACGACGACGACGACGAUUCAAGCUCGCGACGCCGUUGCUAGCGACGCCACCCAAGAGGUGCGACCGGCGGCGAUAGCGUCGCAAGUGCCCGUCACCUCCGAGCGUCGCGAAUCGGAAAGUCGACAAGUUUCUAUCACGGCAUUCUUCCAGAGUCGCAAGAGGCGGUCGCAAGAGCCGGACAAGAUGACGUCACCGGUGCCGUCCAAGGUCCUCCGCCAGCGGGCGCUGCCGCAGUUUCCGAUGGGCGGCCAAUGAACCACUGCCCCUGUACAUAACGGAAGCACAUCGUCGCCUUGGGAGAAUUACGUGUGCAGAAAGAACAAGGAAGCAACGCUUAGCGGGGAGAAUUGCUGCGGAGUCGUCGUCUUGCUUGCGGAUGGAUGCCUCGCUUCUUCGGUCACCCGGUUCUCGUGUUUCAAGAUGGCGGCGAAGAGAAGACCACUCCCCCCUCCAGGUCCAAGCGGCGUCCGCGAAUCUACUAGUCUGUCUGUCUGUGGGGACACCACUCUAUAUGGAUUUCGGACGAGAGAGAAAGUACGCGAGAGAGUAGAAUUGAGAUGAACAGAACGUUUUGAAAAAUGUGAAAAAUAUUAUACUCCGAUAUGUUUAUAUCAAAUGGUAUCUGUUUCAAUAGACCCUUUUCCGAGAGUGCGCGCCAUCUACUAGCGACUGGGCCGGUUACCCGGGAAACGAGACAAAAGAGGAAGAGAGAGAGAAAAAAAAGCCUGAAGGUGAGAGAAGCAGGAGAAAUAAAAGGGCACAGGGAAAGCGGAAGAUGACAACUGAACGCGUAGCACUCGCCCAGCGAGAGAAAGAGGGGGAGAAAAGAAAGGAUGUUUUCCGUUAUUUAAUUACUAUAAAUUAAUUAUAUUCUUCUUAUGAUCUCAGGGCUCCCUAACGGUAGGUGUAUGUUCAGUGGGAGGGAGUCCGCACACAUUUAUUAUGCUAAUAUUAUGUAUUGUCGUCUUCUAGCUGGCGAUUUGUUUUUUUCCCUUUGUGUACCUGAAGUAAAGUAGGUAUCGCUUGUUUCUUUUUUUUUUUUUUUCGUUUCGGGGAGAUGUAAGCGAAUUCACGAGUUCCUACGUAAUAAGCAAAACACUUUCUAAGAUCUCAAAUAACACCUGGAAGGGCGGUUGAACCACCGGAAUGAUAGUGGAUAUAUACAUAUAUAAAUAUAUACUGUGUAUAAAAAAGUACUACUGUGGUGGCACCGGUUUUUGUUGGUUGGUGAAGGAAAAACAAAAUGUAACAAGAGAAGUGCUGAUCAGUGAUGAUCUCGAUUGUUUUUUUUUUUUUUUUUUUUUGCUUUGCUUUGGCGCCAAUUUUCGAGAAGUGACCUCGUUUUGGGGAAACGUACAUACUGUCUGUGGAUUGUUGGCGAUCCUUGAGCAUUUUGUUCAGGAAGAACAAUUACAUGGGUUGGUUUCGUUGUUUUUUUGUUUUUUUUUCGCUCAAUUUCUGAGGUUAGUACGAGUCGUGCUGUUUUAUCGUCUUUAAGUGGCGUCACCUUAUGCCCCCCUUCCCUUUCCACCCACUUUUUUCGUUUAAAUUUGUGAAUCACACCCGUCUAUUGGUUGUCUACAGAAUCGCUAUAAAACUUGUCACAUCAAAAAAUACAGUUUUUACGGUGUUUGACGUUGCCCUUACAAUGCUUGGUUGUCUUAAGAAUGCCCUUUGCCUUUGAAAUCUGUACAUUUUGCUACCGUUACGAAUAACUGAUACUAAAAUCACCCGCGGGCGUCUUAAUUCUCCUCAUAGAGGUGGAACUGUGUAAUGCUACGCGAUAAGGCGAACUUUUUAUUUAGUUUUUUUUUUUUUUUGAGGUGAUAACGUUUGUAGUAAAUGAUAUUACGCGCUCUGUAAAAGCCCAGAAUGUACCUUUUUGUUUAUCUUUUUAUAAAGACGGCAAUAUGCGGUGGAAGCUCAAACUGCGUUUGGCAUCUGGAAAGAGGAGGCACGCUACAUUUUUUUUGCCUUCUCCGGGACUCAUUUAGAGUCGCGGAGCAGGCGGCUGUUGAGGUAGCGCAGCUCUUCUUCUGUACGCCAACGGUAGUUCGAGAUUUCGCCGCUGCAUCAGGGGGCCUGGGCAUGCGCAGAACUCUUCCUGGGAAGAAGGUCCGUUGUGAAGCCGUUCCGCCAGACACUUGACCUCAGUGCUGGACGACAUGUGACAUCACCUGGAAGGCAAAAUUGUGAAACAGGACUAGUAGACAGUCACCUAAUGACGCAGCAGUCUUGACUCUGAGCCACCACUUCCUUGUAAGGAAUAGCCCGUCGCACUUUUCUUUUCAGACUUGUUAAUUUUUUUUUUUUGCGAUGUCAUGCGGUUUAGCACAGGGCUCAUCCAUUAAAUCGUUUUUCUUUUACACUUUGGGUUUGCUCGGAGCUAGUAUACUGGGAAAGUUUGGCAGUGCCUUUUUUGAAAUCCUACACGGUCUGUCCGGCAACGGAAAAAAUCUAACCGCACCUGUCCGCCAUUUUGUUUCACUGGCCGGGUUGGGAAGCUGAGGUUUCUCGGUGGAACAGUACGAAACAUUGAAGGCAUCUUGUGCUCUUUCGAAGGUCAUACAUACACUGAGGUCUCCCGGUAUAACUGAAUCUGGGUUCGCUCGGAAGAAAAAUCAGUUUGCUUAUAAAUAUAUGGAUGUCGGGAACCUUUGUCACAACCUGGAGUGCGACUGGUGUCGGCGACCCUUCGAAGUUUUGAAAGAAAAAUUCGACGAAGCCUGACUUUUUUAAGCAGUGUUGCCCGAUUGCCGCACAGUUGUCUUCUCAAUCGAAGGAAACUAUAUAUGCGAUAAUUUGUUGGACAUAUAAAAGCAUGAUUACCAGUGCUUACACAAUAUUACAACAAACAUAAAAAAAUUAUGAUAGAGUUCAUUCGUCCAAAUGCUGCACCGCUCUUUCGCCAGGCGGCGCUAGCUUGUUCUUAAUGUACACAUAUGCGCAUAACUGUCGAGCUCCUAUCGAAAUUCUACCGAACUUGGAGUUGAAAGUUCGAAGAAGUUAAACCUGGUCGAAACUCUAGCCUGGCAGGGGUUCCAGACAUCACUAAUUGACAAUUCUGCGAAGAAUUGGUACGUUGUGCGGUCGCAGUCAUGUUUAAGUGGAGCAAGUGCUAAGCCUAACCCUGGAAUAGCUUUGGUACUUUUUUUUUUGUUCUAUGUGCUCGUGCAUGAUUCUGCACAAAUAUAAACGUAUUUAUCUCUGUCACAUCACCUUUGUUCGUUCACAUGAAUUUGCCCCAGUGUUAUUGUGCUUUCGUUUUUAUUUUCCAAAUCAAAAGUCCUUCCCCGGUGCUCCUGUUAAAUGUGAAUGUGACUGUACAUAUAUCUCUUCUUCUCAGUCUGUGAAGACAUGGGUAAAGAAGUAACCACCAAAUUGUUGAAAUUUACUUCGUCUGUCGCCUCAAUGGGUCAAAACAUUUUCGUGUUACUCGGCGUAAGAAAAUGGCGUCUAUUUUUAUUUUUUUUUUGGUUUAGGUGAUGGGUACAGUGAGAGGAAACAAGGAAAACCUCGCAAAAUGAUCUCGAACAUUCUGUUUCUUUUACUUGUACAGUUCUUGUUUUCACCUUUUUUUUUUUUUAAUUUAAAAACCUUCCUCACAUUUGCCACUGGUUUCUCGAACCCUCACGUGAUCGCACGGUUUUUGGGGGCCAGUUCCUCUGUUUCACCCGCCAACCGGCGCAAGUUUUCGCCGCAACACUGGGACAGGUGGCGCAAGACGCCGCCCGAUUGAAAGCUAGGUUUCGGCCGUAUUCAUCCAUCCAUUUGUGUGAAUGGAUGGAUGCGUGAUUACGUCUUCCCCAGCUCACGUUUUCUCCACUCAGUGGCGUCGCCUUCCUCAAGAGUAGCGUAGAGAGCCCAGAUUGAAAGAGUGGGUCAAUCUACGCGAACCAUGGGGGGAGCGGUUGCAGUUUAAUGGCGGACGACGCCUGCGGAGAUCGGUCGCGACUGCGCAUGCUCUUCGUUUUUUGCGUGGAAAGGAGGAAAGCAGGCGGGAAGGCGGCAACGUUCGCAGACGACCAACGCUUUUUGGCACCUCCUUGCAGACGCGGCCCAUAAAUCACGUGACCGCUCCCCCCCCCCCCCCCCCCCCCUCUCCCGGAUCGAGCAGCUGUUAUGAGUUUCGGAUGCAUUACACAGAAUGAAAAGCAGGUAUGACAACGGAUAGAGCUUCAAGUAUAUGUGGAGCCUGGAAAACCUACCCUUUCAAAAUGGCCACCCGACAGCGAGUUGUCACAGCCCCCCCAAAACCGUUGCGGCAUAGGAAAAAAAGGUGGCGAACCAUUUUUUUGUUUGUUUGUUUCUUCUGUAGACUGUUCGGUAUGUAGGUCAAUGCCAAAUAUUCAGAACAUAGAGGUGACAUGUCAAGAUUUUUAUAUAAAAAAGAAGUAUAGUGAAUCAUCCUUCGAUUUUUGGCAUGUCUUCAUUCAUGAGAACAUUGUCGUGCAUUACCUGUAUCUCGAGUGGGUUUUUACAGUGAUUAAAUGCGUAAUUUUUUUAGACGGCAUUGCUGGAACGUAUGGACGACGUGAUUUUUGGCACCAUGCAUCGUUUUGUAAUGUAGCAGUAAAUACGCAGACUAAAAAUGUUUUCGGUGAUCAGAUUGAGUUGUAUACUAAUAUAAAGGGAGAAAAAAAAAACGUAGCUUUAUUUACGCUUGGAAAGAAAUUGUUUCUUUUCGGCUGCCGAUUUCGUCGAAAUGUCUUUUUUUUUUUUUUUUCUCAUAUAAAACAGAAGUUGUUUCCCGCGUGAUUUUAUUAAUAAAGGAGGUAAAAUAAUAAAUUUAUGAAUUUUCGAGAUCGUUUACGAGGUUCUAACGCCAAUAAAUUAAAGAAAAUUUAAUCGACAUUUGCGGUUUUAAUUUUCUGAAACAAAAUCCCGUUUUUUUUUUUUAGAUACUGCUGGUUUUUUUUUUUUUUGUUUUUUUUUUAACGCGCUAUUACAUUGUGGUGCCGCCACCGCCUGUGGAGAGUGCAAUAAUUAACUGAUAAUGAAAACAUAGAUGACGGAAAGUGCUAUAUCGCAGUAACCUUGUUUCGUAGGACAAUGUUUUCUUUUUUUUUUUUUUUUUGGUUUUCGAAAGUUUUGUUAACCAAGUGGACAUGGUAUCUUCCUUCUGCAGUGUGUGUUCUUUUACAAUUGUUUAUGAUUUUUUAAAUUUGAUUUGCCGUUUAAAGUGAUGCAACAAAAUGCGUUCAAAACCAAAAUUGCAUUAAUCGUUUUCACGGCAGCUAAAAUCAUUACGACAA
Ixodes scapularis (black-legged tick) is the source of this 5632-nucleotide messenger RNA. Its product is annotated as cyclin-dependent kinase inhibitor 1B. The coding region runs from base 120 to 632 and encodes 170 amino acids. Gene Ontology annotation, molecular function: cyclin-dependent protein serine/threonine kinase inhibitor activity. The transcript is spliced from 3 exons. The record is from RefSeq and is a predicted model, not a curated record. NCBI's taxonomy places the organism in Eukaryota, Metazoa, Arthropoda, Arachnida, Ixodida, Ixodidae. Gene Ontology annotation, biological process: regulation of cell cycle. Gene Ontology annotation, cellular component: nucleus.